AUCUGAGUCCCAUUAUCCACGUUAGAACCUUAUCAAAACCAGCGCACACGGCAACCAACAACAUUAACCCUCGUACAACAAAACACAAAGAAACCUUGGAAACCCCUUUUUUCUGAUUCCCUGCACUGUUAAACGGUUAACGCAAUAGCAUCAUCCACAAUGGCCAACAAAGAGAUGGAGGUUGUGAAGGGUCUGGACCUGAAGAGGUACAUGGGUCGGUGGUACGAGAUAGCAUGUUUCCCAUCAAGGUUUCAACCCAGUGAUGGCGUGAACACAAGAGCCACUUACACUCUGAAGGAUGAUGGGACUGUGAACGUUCUCAAUGAGACUUGGAGUGGUGGGAAAAGAAGCUACAUAGAGGGAACUGCUUAUAAGGCUGACCCUAAAAGCGAUGAGGCCAAGCUCAAGGUCAAAUUCUAUGUUCCUCCAUUCCUUCCCAUCAUCCCUGUUGUUGGGGAUUACUGGGUUUUGUACAUUGAUGAUGAUUAUCAGUAUGCUCUUAUUGGACAACCUAGCAGGAAAUAUCUUUGGAUAUUAUGCAGGAAGACCCAUUUGGAUGAUGAAAUCUACAACGAGCUUGUUCAGAAAGCUAAGGAUGAGGGGUAUGAUGUGAGCAAACUCCGCAAGACUCCACAGAGUGAUCCUCCACCUGAGGAGGAAGGCCCCCAAGACACCAAAGGCAUUUGGUGGUUCAAAUCCCUUUUGGGGAAAUAGGUAUGGAUAAUAUGUAAUUAGGCUGAAGAACUAUUUCAUGUCAUGAAUAAAGAGAUCAAUAACUCUAAUAGGAGCAAUUUAGUUUGGAUCUCUGUAAUGUAUGUAUUGGCUUGUUCUGUGAAUAGAUUAAGCUGAAAAAAUGUGAACUUUUGUAAAGUUGAUGUUUGAUAUGAUUAUGCUAGUUCUUGUUUUGGUGAGAA
Molecule: messenger RNA, 914 nt
Organism: Gastrolobium bilobum
Lineage: Eukaryota; Viridiplantae; Streptophyta; Magnoliopsida; Fabales; Fabaceae
Product: temperature-induced lipocalin-1
Exons: 2
Coding region: 160-714 (184 amino acids)
Source: RefSeq, a predicted model, not a curated record